Messenger RNA from Hypoxylon trugodes, 4354 nucleotides. RefSeq lists its product as uncharacterized. The record is from RefSeq and is a predicted model, not a curated record. NCBI's taxonomy places the organism in Eukaryota, Fungi, Ascomycota, Sordariomycetes, Xylariales, Hypoxylaceae. The coding region runs from base 592 to 4278 and encodes 1228 amino acids. The transcript has 5 exons.
AAAAAUAUUACCAGACAAGCUACGAAUUAGGUGCCUACCUACCUAGGUAGGUAGGUAGGUGUAAAAUACGCUAUCACCUGACCUUAUGUAUCCGGAUAAGCAAGUCAGUCACUAAUACCUUACAUAGGUAUGUAGUCAACAAAUUUUAUAAAUGACGAGUAAGAAAACCUGUAUGCUACAUGUUACACAAUCAGCAAGCGACUCCCUCUGGUCGUGAUCGCCAUAGGAGGGUAGCAGGUACCUAGGUACAUGUAUGUAGCUCUCAGCCCGCCACAAAUCAAAAUCUCGUCUCCUACAACAAAUAUGUAGGCCAGCCACAUAUGUAUUGGAAUAAGGCACCUACAUAAGGCACCUACAACACCAGGACUAUUAUUGGGCAUACUUGGGCCUCUUAUGGCAUACCAAAUGCUUUUGACAUGGCUUUGCCCAAGCAUCCCCACCCUCCAGGGGCUUUUGCAGGUGAUGCUCGCCACCUUUACAGCCCUCUCACUGAAUCAUUAACAAUUCCUCGAGAUUCCCUUUUUCGCCAAUCCAUUCUCAAUCAAGCAUUACCCACUCGUAGGUAGAUGAUUUCCUCGCAACAUCACUAACAUGGCAGAAGCUAGUGCCGUCAUUGGCAUCGUAUCUUUUGGUAUACAAGUUUGCGACGGCUUGCGAAGUUAUUUGAGCGCUAUAAAUGGAAGACACAAAGAGCUGAACGACGCCUGGGAAGACGUACGUAUCUUGGCUGAGAUAUUUAAACGUCUCAAUCAAGCUGUCAUAGAAACCCACCCACAGCGGCCAGACGACGCGGCUCUCUUAUUACAAUGUCUUCGUCACGCCACAAGUUGCCUUAUCGAGCUGCGAGAUACUGUAGCCAAAUUGGCGAAAUUACCUCCCGACGAGGUCGCCUCACCUCAAAAUACUGGAGUUUCACUCCCACCAGCAGUAGGAAAGCACAAGAAUAGUUUAAAGGAGAAGAGUAAGGCUAUAGGGCGGGCGAUCGUGUAUAAGUUCCACCAAGAAGAUGUAAGGAAUCUCCGGCAGAAACUGCAGCACUUAACUACGUUACUCAACCUAGCAGUCCUCAUCACUAACCCGAAUAGAGAUCGCCAAAGCAUUGAGAGCCUCAAGGAUUCAGUUUCAACGUUUAGUUUUAGUUUGGAAUCCAAAGCCUCUGAUAUUCGUACGGCCAUUGACUCUUUGCCAUCCGCUGUCGAUCUACAAACCACCAUUCAGGAAAAUGCCACCAAGUUAGAUGCAUUCAAUCAGCGCCUUAGUUCGGAUAUUUCUUCAAUCAAAUAUCAUCUCUCGACUACAGAGCAGACGACUACCAAUACCGCCCUGCAAAUAAGCGCGCUAGGGGACAAGCUACGCGAGACGGACUCGAACUUGUCCUCCCAAAAUGAACUUAUGCUGGCACGAUUCCAAUUACUCGAGCGCGGGGUAACGGGGAUAAACAACAUCGUCGCGCAGCAGCAGCAAGGUCCGGAUGUUGCCAAAAGAAUAGCGACAGAAGUUACGAAUAGGAUCGCGAGAUAUCUACCACCGUCAUCGCUCCGGCAGGCUUGCGAUACCGUCUUCGUUCCUCCCAUUAUAGCUAGAGCUGAUACCCAAGUAGAUGUUGAGAAUGCUCGGCAUCCCUCCCCAAACAUCAUGCCACCCGGCUGCAUAUGUCAAUGCCGAACGAGAACUACCUUAACCAGCACAUAUUCACAUUCGCUAUUCAACUUCACCGUUUUCUCCCGAAAGCAGAAGUUCUCUCAUCGCGCACCCAACUGCCCUCUUCAUGCCGUUGGGCAACGUGGAAAUAGCCGGACGGCUGGGGCUCGUUUACAUUUCCGAAUAGGUUCAUUCCUGAACAACCUUGUUGAGGUGGCCAUUUGGUGCUCCACGGGCGCCGGGGGUUAUUCCCUCGGUCCCUCGGUGAGAUGGAAAAAUCUAGUCUCUAUGGAACUGUGUCCCGUACAUAAAGAGAUCCAAAAUGUUUAUCGGCGAAUAAUGGCUGGGAGCGGAAUAUCAGGAGCUAAGGAGGUGGCAGAACAGCUAGAGAGCUGCCAAGAAAAGGUCAUCACGCUUUAUCGAGAGGGGAGUGCGUCGGUGAAUGAUAUUUACUAUGAAGACGGACAUAAUCAUUUACAGAAAUACCUUCAAACCCUAACGUUCAUGUCUCAUCUCGAUUUACUGACCCCCGACGUGAUGAAUGCAGUUGCGCCUAUGAUACAGUUUUAUAUCGAAGCUGGUCUAAAUUGCAAGGAGCAGGGCUGGCGCCCUACAGCGAAGAGUACAUCUUAUAGAAGAAUACCUAAAUUUCUACCACAUAUCAAUAAUUCCACUACACUCGCAUUAUCCACCGAAAUACUAGUUCGAUUUAAGGGACAGGCCACCGACCAAAGAGCUAAACUAAUCUCAUCCAUUGCGCAAAUCUCCGAUCCUGAAGUUGAAGACGUUAUCGAGGCGACGCCAUAUAUGGAUUCAAGGAUCUUCUUUACUCAUAUUUUAGACCAUGAAAUAUGUAUGGAUGUCUCCCCACUUGCACAAUCAAUCAUAUUAAGGUCGCUCGACGCCCUUGAAUAUCAGAUCAAAUUCUGCCCCGAGUCAGUGUUGCAGACAACCUACGGUCUGACUGCUCUCCACCUCUCUAUCGGAUGGCCGCAGGGGCUCGCUCGGCUAUUGAAAACUGACGCCAGACUCCUUCUCGAUACAACCUGUAACUUCGAAUUGGGUGGUGGAUGGGGACACAAAAUCUGCCUCCCCUUCGGCUACGCGGCCGCAAACCAAUGCCCACAGAGCCUCGAUAUUCUACUCGGCGCAGGUUGUAGCCUCUGGCCACAAAGGAAUUCCCAACGUGAGGAACUAUCAUAUGCACUGGAAUCCACGUCGGAGGCUUGCGCCGAAAUUUUUGCGUAUCACAUGGCCCAAAGGCGACGAGACCUAUUAUCAAUUUUUUUGAUAAAUUUGGAGAAAAUUCGGGAAUUCGUCCCGAUGGAUCUAGAGAGAACGUACGACAGGCUAAUGGAAAAUCUUAGCAGUAAUCCAGAGCAUAAACCAGUUCUAACAGCGGAAUCCGGACAUGGUGAGAAAAUGAAGGCACAGCCAGUCCUCUCUAGGACUGAUGUCAAAUCUAUCAUUAUAUGUCUCGACCAUGCUAAGGUUCCCGUUUCGGCUGCGCUCCGAGAUCCAUCAAAUAGUUGCCGUGAAGUAUACCAAUUUGAAGGCUUCCCUUUGCGUUUCUUUCCCAUUUUCGCGAAGCACGGGUUUAGUCAGUACAACGCGCCGGAUUAUUAUGGGUUGAGGCCAUUAAUGUAUACAGAUCGAGCGCCGUAUUCGUUCUGGCAAGCUUCGUUGGGGGAUAAUAUUCAGGAUGUGCUGCCAUGGUUGGUCGAGCACGGGUGUUUAGACGUAAAACCAGCCGAGUCAGAGGAGCAGCCAAGAGUGGGGUUGAAAUUAAGUACUGCCGUUACAGGCUGGCAUUAUUUAUCGCUAACGAUGGUGAUAAAUACGUGGGGUUGGCAGGCGACCAGAGCGAAAUGGAAUGUGUCAAGGGCAAGCCAAGAUUUGAUGGUGCGCAUUGCAGAAGGAGAGGGGAAAGUACAUCAUGAUGGGUGUCUAUGCUGGUGUACUAACCAGCCUGCACUUAAUGGAAGAGGGGGUGGAUGCUCGCCGUUCAGCUAUUUGUGCAAACAAUACAUUUACGAGGAAAGUAUCUAUAAUUUAGGUAAAGACAACUUUUGGCAUCAUUUAUUCCGACAUAAAUGCAACGGUAUCAGCAACGUUACUGCCGGUGAACAACCUCGAGCUUCCACUAUGAUACCAAUAUGGCAGAAAGAAUUCAUCCGUCUCCUCACCUUUGAAGCCCUCGAGAUGACACAUACAUGCUGCGCAUCUCUUCCGCUCUAUAAGGGCUACGGGAGAAGGGGGAUCUUCGAGUAUCCUAACCCGGAAGAGGCACGACAGAUUCGCGAGGACCCGUCCGAGAAAGAUAAAGCUCAACAGCUAGAGAAGCUAAUAGUCGAGUUUACGGAGCAUCUAGAGCGGGGGACAGGCUCGCCACAAGAAUUCGAGAAAUUCAUUUUCGGACCAUGGCGGACGCGGAUAGUGGAUCUGUAUGUCGUAAACAUGGAUGAAAUAGAGAAAAUGGGCAGCAUCUUAGAUAAUAUACAGACCUAUGAACUCCCAGAACCACUGCAGAAGUUCUUCGGCGAAGAUUUUCCAUUCUUCGACACCAACGAAGAUGUAAGCGAAGAGGAUAUAUGGUCGGUGUGGUGUUGGAUGUGUAAUAGCUACAAUCAUUAUUGAUUUUCCUUUCCAACUUUCCUAUUGUCAAUCUGUAUAUACUUAGAAAUACAUAUAUUUCCAAUAUUUAUUAUCAAUC